CCGCGUUUCCCAGGACGCGUCUCUCCAGCUUCUCGCCGCCACCACCUCCGGCUCAUCCUCCUCACUCUCUCCUCACAGAAUGCGACAAUCGACAGCCGCAUCGUCGCGGCAAUCCACCGUGCAGAACCCUGCAAUGAAUGCCGCGGCACAGGCGCGCCUUCUCGAGAAAAAGAAAGAAUACGAAGCGGUGGCAGCCCUCGAACGUGCAAGCAUGCAGUUUGUCAAGCGGAUAGACGAACUGGGUGACGACUUCGAUGUGAUGGCCGAUGCAGGGAAAGUAUGCGGCCAAGUACUGGAGCAAUGGCCGAAUAUGUUCAGGAUCUUGGGAUUGUUCUUGUCGGCUCGUGAGCAGCACCAGGACGAUGCAACGGGCCAGGCCUCUGAAGGCUUAUCUGGUGAACGCCUCGUCAGGGUGCCCAUUGACGAGAUCCGGUCAUCCGAGGACAAGACGUGAUGCACUACGAAGCGCACGGACACAUGGUG
Messenger RNA from Fomitopsis serialis, 483 nucleotides. RefSeq lists its product as uncharacterized. The transcript has 3 exons. Gene Ontology annotation, cellular component: mitotic spindle midzone; DASH complex; mitotic spindle pole body. NCBI's taxonomy places the organism in Eukaryota, Fungi, Basidiomycota, Agaricomycetes, Polyporales, Fomitopsidaceae. The record is from RefSeq and is a predicted model, not a curated record. Bases 80 to 454 code for a protein of 124 amino acids. Gene Ontology annotation, biological process: mitotic cell cycle; attachment of spindle microtubules to kinetochore.